UGAUGCUGUCUCAGUACAUACAGAGGGUUAGAGGAUCCAGGGUCACCCUACUGCUGCUGCUGCUGUUACUGUUGCUGGUGUGGAGCAGGUGACAAGGGGGGCAAGAAGCUGUAUGCGGAGGACAUUGGGACCUCCCUAGAAUCUGUGUGCCAGCUCUCCAUGUUUGGGGUCCAGGAUACUUUAGGAAGAGGAGGAACUGUCCUGAGAGACAAAGCACUGACAGCUGGCAUGGAUUCUGUCCGCUCCUGGGUGAGGAAUGUUGGAGUUGUGGAUGCCAAGGUGGCCGCUCAGAGUGGGGUGGCAGUGUCCCGGGCACACUUUGAGAAGCAACCACCAUCCAACCUGCGGAAAUCGAACUUCUUCCACUUUGUGCUGGCAUUGUACGACCGACAGGGACAGCCCAUAGAAAUAGAGCGGACUACGUUUGUGGAUUUUGUAGAGAAAGACAAGGAACUGAGCACUGAGAAGACCAAUAACGGCACACACUACCGACUGCAGCUCCUCUACAGCAAUGGUGUCCGGACUGAACAAGAUCUCUUUGUCAGACUUAUUGACUCUGUGACAAAACAACCAAUAGCAUAUGAAGGACAGAAUAAGAACCCGGAAAUGUGCAGAGUCCUACUCACACACGAGGUCAUGUGCAGUCGGUGCUGUGAGAAAAAAAGCUGUGGUAAUCGGAAUGAGACCCCAUCUGACCCCGUCAUCAUCGACAGGUUUUUCCUCAAAUUCUUUUUGAAAUGUAACCAGAAUUGUCUGAAGACUGCAGGGAACCCCAGAGACAUGAGACGAUUCCAGGUUGUCCUCUCCACCACGGUGAAUGUAGAUGGACAUGUCCUGGCCGUGUCAGACAACAUGUUUGUUCAUAACAACUCAAAGCAUGGGAGGCGGGCAAAACGACUGGACCCUAUGGAAGGUACGGACGCUUAUCGGGAGUACGCCACACCUUGCAUCAAGGCCAUAAGCCCAAGUGAAGGUUGGACUACAGGAGGUGCUAUGGUCAUCAUCAUUGGGGACAAUUUCUUUGAUGGUCUUCAAGUGGUGUUUGGAACAAUGCUAGUUUGGAGUGAGUUGAUCACUCCACAUGCUAUCCGGGUACAAACGCCCCCACGACACAUUCCAGGAGUCGUAGAAGUGACCCUGUCCUACAAAUCUAAACAGUUCUGCAAAGGAGCCCCUGGAAGGUUUAUUUACACAGCAUUAAACGAACCCACCAUUGACUAUGGCUUCCAGAGGUUACAGAAGGUGAUCCCCAGACAUCCUGGUGACCCAGAAAGGUUGGCAAAGGAAAUGUUACUUAAGAGAGCAGCGGAUUUGGUGGAGGCGUUAUAUGGAACCCCCCAUAAUAACCAGGACAUCAUUCUGAAGAGGGCUGCAGACAUUGCUGAGGCUCUGUACAGUGUCCCCCGAAACCACAAUCAGCUUCCUACCUUGUCCAGCUCCCCUGUUCACGGUGGCAUGAUGGGACUCAACUCCUAUGGGGGACAGCUUGGAGUUACAAUUUCAGACUCACAGGCCAAUAACCAGGGAUAUAUUCGGAAUACAAGCAGCAUCUCCCCACGUGGCUAUUCCACCAGUUCCACUCCCCAACAGUCUAACUACAGCACUCCAAGCAACAGCAUGAACGGUUACAGUAACGUUCCCAUGUCAAACUUGGGUGUCCCGGGAUCUCCAGGGUUCAUCAACGGCUCUCCCACUACAUCACCCUAUGGCAUUAUGCCCUCCAGCCCACCCGUGGGAUCAUCUGGAAGUUCAUCCAUACUGCCUUUCUCCUCCUCCGUCUUCCCCUCCAUGAAACAGAAGAGUGCCUUUGCUCCAGUCAUUCGACCGCAGGGUUCCCCAUCUCCAGCCUGUUCCAGCGGUAAUGGUAAUGGUUUUAGAGCAUACAAGCUAGAAACAGAUAAGGUCCUUGGCGGUCCCUGGUUUGAACCCAACAAUUCAACAAUUCAACAUCACCGAACACAAGAGCUAUGACGGGUUUGGUAGUCCCUCCUAUGUGAAACAGACUGAACUGUUUGUAUAUGUAUCAGAAGUGAAGAUAAAAAAAAAACAAGACAUUGUGUGUGAUGGCAGGGUCCAUGUCUGGAAUUGGAUCUACAAAGCCAGGAUCUUGUCUGUAUCUAUAGAGAUCCACCACCAACAUACCAGGGAGAGGAGGCCUUUGAGGAAAUAUGCUUCUCACGUUUGAUUGGUGGAGAACACACUAUACUGAAUCCUGUACAGCGCUGGGAUUUCAUCAGACAACUACAUGGAAUAUUUUGGAUACUUUUUUUUUUUUCUUCUUUGUAGGAAAAAAACUAUUUCUAUUUUCAGCCAACUUUUUCUGAUACCGAUUUUAUGUUUGCGCCUUGGGACGAUCAUAAAAAAAAAAAAAAAAAAAUUACGAAAGGGACUGAACAGGGUAUCGGCAGGGAGGACUCUGCAUCCUUUAUCUUCAAGGAUAAUCUGCUUCCUUUGCUGUAUGUGUCUGCUUAAAUGCUUACAUUUUUUAAUGUUUAAUAUGUUUUACAUUAUUUAAUUGAAUAAACUUGUAACUUAUUGUAUUUAGAAUUAGGACAAAAGAUCAACAUAUUAAUAAAUGAUAAAAUGGGUGAUGGGAGACAUGGUCUCACAGAUAAUACACAUUAAGGACCUUGCAUGCGUCUAGGUCCAAUUCUGAUCAAUGCUGGGCUUGGCUACUCAUACUGCUACCUUGUCUCAAGUUACAACGUAUAAAUGUACAAUUGUCAUUUGAAAUAUUUAACAACAUGGUUUUCAUCUGCCUAAGCCUCCUCUAGUGGGUGAUGGAUGGUCACACACAGUGGUGGCUUACAACAGAAGCAGUAGCCCUAGGCAUAGAUCUCUAGAAAGGGGACCCAGAUGUUCAAUGUUCUACACCAGUGGUCAAGCAUUAUAGGGUUGAGGCAAGAGGAUAGGAGUAUUUUCAAGUAUAUUUAUAAAGAUGCCCUUUAUUUUAUUGUCUUAACAGGGUUAUAGUAUGGAUAUUAUUAGGCAAUCACACAAACAUCGUACAUAGUUAGGGCCCAUGAUUUCAAUGUUUUAUUUGUCAAUGGUCACAUGGAACUAUAUGACAGGAACCAACUGUUGAAAGAUCGGUUAUUUUUUACCUUCCAAUAUUUUAAUAUUUCUAAAAGGGUCAGAUCAAUUUCCCACUUUAAAGCUGAACUCCUAGGAUUUAAAGAAAUACAAAAUUCAAAUACAAACGUGGGAAAUGUUUAACCCCAAGGGUUUGUAAAUCUGUGAUCCUUGUACUGUCUCAACACGGCACAACUGGACUCUAAAUCUCAACUUGUUGAAGAAAACAUGGUCUAAAGCUGGCCAUAGAUGGAGCGAUUUUCUUUCCUGCAACUAUGGAAUGCAGGAAAGAAAAUGACUUGAUCCCCCACCCCAUGGAGCUAUUGUAUUCUUCUGGCAGGGGGAGCCACCCAUUGCAAAAUUCCGACAGGCUGGUUGUGCCCAAGUUGAUUGGUCAAUCAAUUAGCCUGCCUAUAGAUGGUUUGAAACUCGGCCCCUGCUGAACUGUCUGAGAUACGAACAGUCUAUGGCCGGCUUAACACCUCUAGCUUGCAAACAUUAAACAACAGCAGCACAAUAUUGACGUCAUCCUUUUUCUCAACACAUGUGCAUGAAGCAGAACCUGAUUGGCUCAGUAGGCAUUUUUUUUUUUAAAUAACCAGAGUUUUCAGCUCUAAACUCACCUUGCAAAGUUAUGCACAUAUUGGCAUGUAUUUGCCACACACUGGCAUGCAAUCUGAGAACUGGAACUACCUUGCUCAGACAGGCAGUUGUGGAGGAAUGUAUAAGCAACAGGCCAGAUGCAGUUAUAGUUUGUGACAUCCACAGUGGGAAAUAGAAACUAAUCAAAUUAUCUACUUCAUUUAACUAACAUGUAGUAGUCACACUUGCUUUUGUUGAGAUAACUAAACCUAUUUUGUAUGCCACAGUGCUGUCAGUUUAUAUUUAAGCGGUGUUCAGUAUACUAUGUUUGACUCCUGGACACCCAUUUUUAAUGUGGCACAUUGCCUUUUUAGUACUACUGGCAAAAAUGCAACAAAUUGCUAAAAAAAAACAAUAAAAAAUUAACCGGGUUGUAAUACA
Rana temporaria (common frog) is the source of this 4095-nucleotide messenger RNA. RefSeq names its product EBF transcription factor 2 (gene EBF2). The coding region runs from base 160 to 1971 and encodes 603 amino acids. NCBI's taxonomy places the organism in Eukaryota, Metazoa, Chordata, Amphibia, Anura, Ranidae. The record is from RefSeq and is a predicted model, not a curated record. Gene Ontology annotation, biological process: regulation of transcription by RNA polymerase II. The transcript has 17 exons. Gene Ontology annotation, molecular function: DNA-binding transcription factor activity, RNA polymerase II-specific; RNA polymerase II cis-regulatory region sequence-specific DNA binding.